Brassica napus (rape) is the source of this 978-nucleotide messenger RNA. RefSeq names its product cyclic dof factor 4-like. The coding region runs from base 470 to 976 and encodes 168 amino acids. The transcript has a single exon. Gene Ontology annotation, molecular function: DNA-binding transcription factor activity; DNA binding. Gene Ontology annotation, biological process: regulation of DNA-templated transcription. NCBI's taxonomy places the organism in Eukaryota, Viridiplantae, Streptophyta, Magnoliopsida, Brassicales, Brassicaceae. The record is from RefSeq and is a predicted model, not a curated record.
GAUGAAUGCGCCUAAUAUAUGUUUAGAGCAUUCUCAUUAGUGAACUUAUGGGGGGUUCACACAGAUUCCAAAAAAAAAAAAUAUUAAAAUAAUGAAUAGUGAUGAACUUGUCUCUCUCCACCUCUUCCCAGUGAACCUGGUUCAUCACUGUAACGCGGGUUCCAUGGCACGUGCCGGCCUGCGAUUAGUCUGAUUAAUUAAUUUUUUUUUAUUUUUUAAACAAAAAUCAAAAAAAAAAUAAUAAAAAAAAAUACUUUGUGAACCCUUUUUCAUGGGGUUCACUAAUGGGGGUACUCUUAGUCUUUUAAACAAUGAAUAUUUAAUCGCUACUCUCAACUACUUUAUCUCCUUUUUCUACUCCAAUCCUAACUACAAAGUUAUAUCGAUCAUCUUCCUAUAAAACUGUCCUUGCUCGUUCUUAGCUGCAACAGCCUUUCUAUAAGCUAUCUUCACCGCUCUCCACAUUAUCAUGGCGACACAAGAUUUGCAAGGGAUCAAACUCUUUGGCAAAACCAUUGCAUGUAACGUCAAUAUCACUCACAAGAUCAAAAACGAAGAUGAGAAACAACCGUCGGAUCCCACAGUCAGAUCAUCCUCAUUAUCUGAUCCGACGGUGGAGAAGCGUCCGGACAAGAUCAUAGCAUGUCCGAGAUGCAAGAGCAUGGAGACAAAGUUCUGUUACUUCAACAACUACAACGCUAAUCAGCCUCGGCACUUUUGCAAAAGCUGCCACCGUUACUGGACCGCCGGUGGCGCACUCCGGAACGUUCCUGUUGGUGCCGGUCGUCGGAAAACAAAACCACUGGCCCGUGUUGUUGUCGGUAUGCUUGGGGAUGGAAAUGAGGCUCACCAUGUCGAGCUUAUUAAUGGCUUGCUUUCCCAUGAGUUGCAUUCGGCAGCCGCUGCUCGCGGCGGUUUCCGACAUGAUUUUUCCCUUAAGCGGCUCCGGUGCUUUUCUGACGGUGAGCCGUGUUGAUU